This is a messenger RNA of Amblyraja radiata (thorny skate), 5560 nucleotides long. Its product is annotated as V-type proton ATPase 116 kDa subunit a. Gene Ontology annotation, biological process: vacuolar acidification; proton transmembrane transport. The record is from RefSeq and is a predicted model, not a curated record. Gene Ontology annotation, molecular function: ATPase binding; proton-transporting ATPase activity, rotational mechanism. The coding region runs from base 142 to 2682 and encodes 846 amino acids. The transcript has 22 exons. Gene Ontology annotation, cellular component: plasma membrane; vacuolar proton-transporting V-type ATPase complex; vacuolar proton-transporting V-type ATPase, V0 domain. Lineage: Eukaryota; Metazoa; Chordata; Chondrichthyes; Rajiformes; Rajidae.
ACCCUCCGAUCAUCCGUCCGCAGCGACCGGCGACCUGAGGCCGGGGCGCUUUGGGGCAACGAACGUGUGGGGUGAAGGGAACCGAGAAAGAAAGCAGAAAGCAUUUAUUGAAAAUAGUUGGUACCUCUGCAGUGAUCCACCAUGGGGGAGCUUUUCCGGAGUGAGGAGAUGACGCUGGCACAACUUUUCCUACAGUCAGAAGCUGCUUACUGUUGUGUCAGUGAGCUGGGGGAGCUUGGAAUGGUUCAGUUUCGAGAUUUAAAUCCGGAUGUGAAUGUAUUUCAACGCAAAUUUGUAAAUGAAGUUCGUCGUUGUGAAGAAAUGGAUCGCAAACUCCGUUUUGUUGAAAAGGAAAUUCGAAAAGCAAACCUUACCAUUUUGGACACUGGAGAGAAUCCUGAGGUUCCUUUUCCUCGUGACAUGAUUGAUUUAGAGGCAACCUUUGAAAAACUGGAAAAUGAAAUGAAGGAAAUUAAUACUAACCAUGAAGCAUUGAAACGUAACUUUCUAGAGUUGACUGAAUUGAAAUACAUUCUUCGUAGAACUCAGCAGUUCUUUGAUGAGGCUGAAUUGCAUCAUCAGCAGAUGUCUGAUCCAGACCUACUUGAAGAAUCGUCUUCUCUGCUGGAGCCAAGUGAACUAGGACGAGGUGCCCCGCUCAGACUUGGCUUUGUGGCUGGUGUAAUCAACCGAGAGAGGCUCCCUACUUUUGAGAGGAUGUUGUGGCGAGUAUGCAGAGGAAAUGUUUUUCUUCGUCAAGCUGAAAUUGAAAAUCCCUUGGAAGACCCUGUAGCUGGCGGUCAGGUGGACAAGUCUGUUUUCAUAAUUUUCUUUCAAGGUGACCAAUUGAAAAACAGGGUGAAGAAAAUUUGUGAAGGGUUCAGAGCCUCCCUGUAUCCCUGCCCAGAAACUCCGCAUGAGCGAAAGGAAAUGUUAGCUGGUGUCAACACACGAAUCGAUGAUCUUCAAAUGGUUUUAAAUCAGACGGAGGAUCAUCGUCAGAGGGUUCUGCAGGCAGUUGCCAAGAGUAUUCGUGUGUGGUUUAUUAAAGUGCGGAAAAUGAAAGCGAUCUAUCACACUCUGAAUCUCUGCAACAUUGAUGUCACACAAAAAUGUUUAAUUGCAGAAGUCUGGUGUCCAGUUUCAGAUUUGGAUUCAAUUCAGUUUGCCCUACGGAGGGGUACAGAACGUAGUGGAUCUACAGUCCCGUCCAUCUUGAACAGGAUGCAAGCUAGCCAGAUUCCACCAACUUACAACAAAACCAAUAAAUUUACAUCUGGAUUUCAAAACAUAGUGGAUGCAUAUGGAAUCGGAACUUACAGGGAAAUUAAUCCUGCACCAUAUACAAUUAUAACCUUUCCCUUCCUCUUUGCUGUUAUGUUUGGGGAUUUUGGCCAUGGUGUUCUGCUGACUUUAUUUGCUGUGUGGAUGGUUUUGAGGGAAAGCCGCAUAUUGUCACAGAAGAACGAAAACGAGAUCUUCAGCACAGUUUUCAGUGGACGCUACAUUAUUUUGCUCAUGGGAGUUUUCUCUGUGUAUACGGGACUUAUAUACAAUGACUGCUUUGCAAAGACUCUCAAUAUGUUUGGUUCAGCAUGGAGUGUGAGACCAAUGUUCACACCACACGGAAACUGGACGGAUGAAACUCUUCUAGGCAAUCGAAAUCUCCAGCUAGACCCUGCUCACCCCAAUGUCUUUAAAGGGCCAUAUCCUUUUGGAAUUGAUCCAAUAUGGAGCAUUGCGACAAACAAACUUACAUUUCUAAACUCCUUCAAAAUGAAGAUGUCUGUGAUUUUGGGUGUCAUCCAGAUGACCUUUGGAUUGUCUCUUAGUCUCCUGAAUCAUAUAUAUUUUAAAAAGCCUCUGAACAUCUACUUUGGCUUUAUUCCCGAAAUAGUGUUUAUGUUAUCUUUGUUUGGCUACCUUGUUAUUCUUAUCUUCUACAAGUGGAUUGCUUAUGAUGCCAUCACAUCAAAAGAAGCUCCCAGUCUUCUCAUCCACUUCAUCAAUAUGUUUCUAUUCAGCUACAACGAUAAAAACAUGAAGUAUCUAUAUAAGGGGCAGGCCGGUUUGCAGACCUUCUUGGUAAUUGUAGCACUGCUGUGUGUUCCAUGCAUGCUUGUGGUGAAACCAUUGGUGCUGCGUCAUCAGUAUUUGAGGAGAAGGAAUUUGGGAACGCACAACUUUGGUGGCAUACGAGUUGGGAAUGGACCAACUGAAGAGGAUGCUGAGAUAAUCCAACAUGACCAACUUGAUACCCAUUCAGAAGAUGGUGAAGAACCAACUGAGGAACAAUUGUUUAACUUUGGCGAUGUUGCAGUCCAUCAGGCCAUCCAUACAAUCGAGUACUGCUUGGGAUGUGUUUCUAAUACUGCCUCCUACUUGCGAUUGUGGGCACUCAGUCUGGCUCAUGCGCAGCUCUCUGAAGUGUUGUGGACUAUGGUCAUGCGCGUUGGACUAUCAAUAAACAACUUUGGUGGAUCUAUUGCCUUGGUCUUCAUAUUUGCUGGUUUUGCUGUAUUGACAAUCGCAAUUCUGCUCAUCAUGGAGGGUCUCUCUGCAUUUCUGCAUGCCCUUCGUUUGCACUGGAUCGAGUUCCAAAACAAAUUCUACUCUGGUUCUGGUUAUAAGUUUGUUCCCUUCUCCUUCGAAAGCAUUCUUGAAGGACGUUUCGAAGAGUGAAGAGCAUCCGUGUUAAAUCUCAAGAUGUGUGUUGUCGGUGUAAGAAUUGUGAUGUUGUAUAGAUCAUUUAGUUGUCUGUAUCUUAGCACAAUGUUACAGGUGGUGUGCUGAGUUUCUGCAUGCACUGAAAGCAAAUCGUCUUGCGUCAAUGAAUGUAAUUGUGAAUUGUGACUCUUGUAAAUAAAUUUCUGAUUCAACUCAGCGUUCACUUAAUGGUUUCUUGUAAUGUAAUUAUCCCAUUUUGCAAAUGUGUAUUGUGUUCUUGUGGAUAAGCUACUCUCUUGUUUGUUUAUUUGGGGAAGGUGAAGACCAAUGCUCAGUAUUGCUGUGUUCUGGCCCCUCUAUUUGGGCAGCAUGGGAAUGUCCAGAAUUGCAACUGGCUUCUGAUUUAUUUAUUUAGUUUCAUGUUGUGAAUUGAAGAGAGGACAGUUGGCCUUCAAUCGAAGCGGGCAGAUACAUCUGAAAAAUGCAGCAUUUGAAAGAUUUCAGUCUUCAAAUUAUUAAAAGCACUAUAAAUGUAGUAACUUUUAUUAAUAUAGGCUUUGGGUGCAGGAAGCACAAGGUGGAGUGUGACUGAUGAGGUGAAAGUCGAGUGCAUGAAGCAGGAUGGGUGCAGGAAAUGUUUGGGAAGUGAGUUUCUCUUGUUUUUAAACUCGCUCCAAAGGGAAGUCAUUCUGCGCGUGUGUUCAGAAUGCCCACCGGUAGUAGAGAAGUCGGUGGUCGCUCUGUGUUGAAAGUCCAGCAAUUGUUUCUGAAUACUUGCAAAUUGUUGCAACUAGGGGAAAAUCGUUGCGCUCAUUGAAUGAUUUUACUUAUUAUCUUUGAUGCUUUUUUCUUCUGAAGAAAAUUCCAAGGAUCAAUUCUGAUUGCUCCUCCCCUCCAACUCCCCAUGCACCCCAUUAGAUCUCUGCAUCUGAGUUCAUUGAACGGACUAUCUGAUUUCCAUGUUGUUUCUAAUCAUUGUUCAAGUGACUACGUUUUUUGAUGUGGCUCGUGUCUCUUUCUUUCUUAAUGCCUUUGCCUAGUAUAAUGUGAACCUCUUGUUAAUUUAAGGUAUCAAUUGACCUUUAUUCACUUGCUUCUAAAGGAAACAAAAUGAAGAGUAUAAGCCUGAAAGUUGCCAUAUUCUUUAGCCUUAGCUGAGGUUUAUCGCAGUUCAUUGCAGUUGUUGCAAGAUUCUGGUUUUCUGGGAGUUGACCUGAAAAAACAAACAAAUUGUUUAAUAGUCCAGAUUGCUAACAAUGAACCACAAAUAAAUUUGUUGUGACAAAUUUAGGUUCACUGCAUAUCUCCUCUGAUUAGGGAUUGAUGCCAUCCAUCAUUCAUAAAUAUUUGCCUGACUUGGACUGGUAUUAAAACAUAGAAAAUAAGUGCCGGAGGAGGCCAUUUGGCUCUUCGAGCAUUGUGACAUGCCAGGCUGUCCAAGCAUCAGUGAAUACCUUGGAGAUGAUGUCCCAGUGCUGCUGAUUUACAAUGCGGUUGUCAGAUCCUCGGUAUGUAUGUUGCAUCCAUUGCAAAGAUUACAGGACAGCAUCACUGAGACGCUGGUCAUUGGAAUGUGAGUGUUUUCAUGCAUUAAUUCACAAAUCUCUUGUGACCAUUUGAAGUCCUGACUUGGAUUGAGGAAUUGGGUUUGAACCUGGUUUCCUAUCUAUAAUAUGAUGCCCACAUGUAGUUCCACUUGCUGGGGCUUACUAAUCAGAUCUAAGAUGAAGCUGCCAUAAUUUGUCAUUGCUUUCAAUAAGUUAGUGUAAUUCCUGCUUGUUCCUCUCCUGACCAUACAGACUGAUUGGGAUACUUUUUAAAAGGCAGCUGUCUAUUUUUGUCCAAUUUAUGAUCUUCAUUUCAGAAAAUGUGCAGAGUUUUCUCAAUAGCUGGAAAUUAAAUAUCUGAUUUAAACCUCAUUUGCAGCUGAAUUUAGGCUUUGGCUUUCCAUCAAGAUCUAGCACAUUAUCCUGGACUAUAGUGGAUGUUAGUUAAGUCUCUGUUUAAAUCACUAUCUUCAUCUUUAACAUUGUGCAUAACUCUGUGGGUGUGAAUACUAAAUAUUGAAAAUGCUUUUGCAGUCGUAUGUAUUAUAACAUGCCGGAUGUUUCUCAAUGCUGUGUAGAAAGUGCAGUAGAAUUAAAGCUACAUGUCUCCACAUAUUUUUUUAAAGAUUUGCAUUAAAGGUUUGCAUAUCCUGAAAUAUUUGGAUCAAUGUAGCUUUUUUUCACUUUAUUGUCAUUUCUUACUUUAGAAUUAGUUCCUAUUCGACUUUGGUGUGUAUUUACCCACAAUGAAUGUAUUAAUAAGCUUUCCCACUGUGACUGUUGAUCUGUUGUACAAUGAUCAUGCUAUGUAUAGUAAUAAAUUGAAGCACAGAGAUUUAAAAAAUCUAUAUAUAGGGAUUUUCUGAUCAGGGCAAAUUAGUUUCUUAUUUUAUCAGUGUAUUCCAAUAUGGGCAAAUGGUAAUUACUUGAUUUGAGCUUCACCAACAAUUUUUUUACUAUAAUGCAUUCAAACAUUUGAUUUGCACUGGCUAAUGUCUUUUGAUCCAGGUUGACAGUGUGACAUCGAUUUCAACCAUCAAUGUUUCAAAUUGCUACUCCAUUCUGUUUCAUAGGGCAUUAAAUUCCAACUUUAAAAUGUUGUAAUUUCUUUAGAACUUUCUGUAAUUUCUGAAUGACAGUAACCUGCUUGUUUGGUAAUGCUUCCCUGUUGAGACUUGUUUCCAUGUUGUGACUGUUUACAGUGUGUGAUGUGUGCUCACCUGAGGCUGAGGCUUCAUUGUCAUUUGCGAAAUAUUCCAAUCUGGUUGAUGUGUAAAGAUUCGGUGUGUAUAAUUUCAAUGUAUAUUUAAACACAGAAUAAAAGUCUGGUGAAGUAUGUAAAAACA